This is a messenger RNA of Prorocentrum cordatum, 237 nucleotides long. The record is from the annotation of a GenBank genome assembly. NCBI's taxonomy places the organism in Eukaryota, Dinophyceae, Prorocentrales, Prorocentraceae.
GAUGUGAUGGCGAGGCCGUCGUCUGGCCCGCGCGGCGGGCCGGGUGCGCCGGCGAGGCCCUCGUCCGGGCCGCGGGGCAGGUGGCCGCGGGGGUCCAGGGCGGACGCGAUGGCGAAGACCGCACCCGUGUUCGGGGAGGCGGCCGGUGCGGACCCUCGCGGCGGCGCCGAGGGAGGCGCAGGCGAGCUGACCGAGGACGACAUCCUCGAGAUCCGGAGCUUGUACCACCCCCCCGCU